AUGGCGCCCAAAUCCAGCCCUGCUGCCACCGCUUGCUUCCUUCUCCUCAUGGCUGCAGCAGGGGUUGCGCAGGUUUUGGCGGGGACCGGCCCUGGGGAAAAGGACACCGAAAUUGGCGCUGAACGUCGUAGCCCCAAAGUCGUUCCAUCGAAAACUGGGGCUGUCGGCAGAAAGCUCCUGAAGGACGAGUACGUGUACGAGGAAGUGCGCGACCCGGCCGUCACGGCUGAGCUGCACCGGAUGCUGGGCACCGGCAAACACAAGACGGCGCAGUUCAUGGUGGCGCCCGGGCCGAAUAGCAUCAACCAGACCCAGAUCGCUUUGAACGGGCUGUCCGACGGGACCAUCAACCAAGUGCAGCAAGCUGUCAGCCAGCUGGGCAGCGGGUACAACACGGCAAUCCAAAUCGUCAUCAUUAACGAGAAGGGCGUCUGUCCUUAG
Klebsormidium nitens is the source of this 441-nucleotide messenger RNA. NCBI's taxonomy places the organism in Eukaryota, Viridiplantae, Streptophyta, Klebsormidiophyceae, Klebsormidiales, Klebsormidiaceae. The record is from the annotation of a GenBank genome assembly.